GUCAUUCAAAAUGAACAAUUUUCCAUUAUUGCUGGCAGUAUUUCUAGCUUUGCGGCACUAUUUCAUCAACUCCGUAGUCAAUGGAUUGAUGCAGGAAAUAUCAAUCGAUUCAUUCGAACCUGAACCGGGCUUUGACACUAGUUAUAUCACAGUGGGUUCCGUCCGGGUGAGCCGAAAGAGCCGAAACAGAUUUGCAAUUUCCGGUGAGUUCGAGUUGUACCAGAAUUUGGGUAACGAAAAUGAGGUGAUGUACAGUGUCAGAGGCAACAGUGGAAAAGGAGCAAUAAUCGUCGCCGGAAAAUCAACAUUUUGCAAGUUUUUGAAUAUGAAGCACCCAAUUGCGGAUGCCUUUCGUAGCGCAUCCAAUCUGCCUCCGGUCGGAACAUGUCCGCUAGAGAGGGCUAAAUAUACGAUCAAGAACUUCGAGAUAAAGGAACAUGAUCUGCCACCGACAAUGAUGAGCGAUCAGUACGUGUUUGUAGGAAGGAUGACGAAUAAUGAAGGGAAACAGAUUAUCGCAUACCAAGUGAAGUUUUCGGUUAAAUAAUAUUUUGUGGACUGGGACACAAAUAGAUCAAUUUUUGUAUUCCUCAGUUUGUACAUUCAUCGAUCCGAAUUUCGAAACAAA
Malaya genurostris is the source of this 628-nucleotide messenger RNA. RefSeq lists its product as uncharacterized. The record is from RefSeq and is a predicted model, not a curated record. The transcript has 3 exons. The coding region runs from base 11 to 547 and encodes 178 amino acids. NCBI's taxonomy places the organism in Eukaryota, Metazoa, Arthropoda, Insecta, Diptera, Culicidae.